Hevea brasiliensis (rubber tree) is the source of this 1111-nucleotide messenger RNA. RefSeq lists its product as uncharacterized. Gene Ontology annotation, molecular function: proton transmembrane transporter activity. The transcript has 2 exons. NCBI's taxonomy places the organism in Eukaryota, Viridiplantae, Streptophyta, Magnoliopsida, Malpighiales, Euphorbiaceae. Bases 485 to 853 code for a protein of 122 amino acids. The record is from RefSeq and is a predicted model, not a curated record. Gene Ontology annotation, biological process: proton motive force-driven ATP synthesis.
AUUACUCGGUUGUACUCAAAAUCAGCCUUUUUUUCCCCAUCAGAUUUUGUUUGGUUGCUCUAUUUACUUGUUUCUAUUGUGUUAGAUGCUUAUAUGCAUGGUCUUGUAUAUUGUAGCUAGGGUUUUGAUCUGUUGGCGUUUGUGCUUUUAUCCCGUGCUUGUUGCUUAUCCUCGGUAAUGAUUGCAAUUAAGGUUUAAGUUUGAUUUGGAGCUUCUUUUGAUGCAAAUAGUUUGCGAAGUUAUAUGGAUGCGUCAUUUUCUUGUGAUUAGUUAAUUGGGUCUGCCUAAUUGGCUGUUUUCUGAUGGAGGAAUCCCGUUACUGCUUGUGUUGCAUUAUCAUAUGCUUAGUUGAAUUUUCUAGAAUUCCUGUUUUAUGGGUUACUUACGGGUUUUUGGUUUUGAGUAGUUUUUUUAUUUAAUCUGAAUUUAUGGUUACUGAAUUGGAUUUUUUUUUGAACGGUUUUGGGCUUAGUUUUUGGAAUUGAUGGCGUCCAAGUUGCAGCAGUUGCAGUCCAAGGCAUGUGAAGCUUCUAAGUUUGUGUCUAAGCAUGGAACUGCCUACUACAAGCAGUUGUUGGAGCAGAAUAAGCAAUAUAUUCAGGAACCUCCCACUGUUGAGAAGUGCAACUUGUUGUCAAAGCGGUUGUUCUACACUCGACUUGCUAGUAUUCCCAAUCGUUGUGAAUCAUUUUGGAAGGAACUUGACUAUGUGAAGAAUUUAUGGAAGAAUAGACAGGCGCUGAAAGUCGAAGAUGCUGGCAUUGCUGCUUUGUUUGGGCUGGAGUGCUUUGCUUGGUAUUGUGCUGGUGAGAUUGUGGGAAGGGGAUUUACUUUCACUGGUUACUAUCCUUGAGAAGAAGAGCUUCAUAUAAUGUGUUUCGCGGGAUUGAAUAUGUGAGCUUCUGUUGUCCUUUGAGCGAUUGAAUCGCAAGCACUUUACUUGCAAAUUUUUGUUUUUCUGCAAAAUUUUUGAAGCUGAGAAAUCAGUGGGUUACUGUGAUUGCCUCAAUAAUUUUACAUUUGAAGCUGCUUAGGAUGUUACUGACGAUCGAUUAACUUUGUUAAAGUUCAUCGUUACUCAUGAAUGAUGAUAAUGCUACAAGUUUUUCUA